AUGACCGAGUACAAUGAUCUCGGACACAUGCAGCCCGUACUGAAGUCCACACAACCACACCCAUUUUGUUACAUACCUCAUCAUGGAGUUUAUAAGGAAUCGAGCUCCACUACAAAGCUGCGUGUAGUAUUCAACGCGUCACGAAAAUAUAGCUCUGGUGUGUCGUUAAAUGACUGUUUGCACACUGGGCCAAAACUACAAAGCGAUUUAGCUUCGCUUCUCCUCAAGUGGCGUCUACACCGCGUAGCUUUUAUGGCCGAUAUUGAAAAGUGUUUUCGGCAAAUCAUCGUCAGCGACGAGGAUGCCGACAUGCAGCGCAUAUUUUGGCGCAACACAGAGGGCGAACCACAAAUAUUUCGCCUGCGCACCGUUACGUAUGGACUCAAUUGUUCACCAUACCUUACGAUCAAAGUGUUGCUUACUCUCGCAAAGGAAGAAGAAGCAAGGUUUCCGCACGCAUCGAAAAUAUUACGUGAAUCAUUUUAUAUGGAUGAUUGCCUGCAUGGUGCUGACAACGUGGCAGAAGCGGUAAGUCUAAGGAAUGAGCUACAGGAACUAGUGCAGUGCGGGGGUUUUACCCUGCGGAAGUGGAAUUCUAAUUCUCUAGACUUUUUGCACGAAAUCAACUCUGAUAUUUGCACAUCGGCUAGUGCUUGCUGUAACUUAACGCUAGACAAGGAAACCAAGGCCUUAGGCAUAUUUUGGUCUUGCGCUUCUGACACCAUCGGUUACAAGAUAGCGUUAACAUCCUACACAGAACCCAUCACUAAACGCCAGCAACUAUCUGACGUCGCCAAAACGUACGACCCCAUAGGGCUUUUAGCACCAGUCAUUAUUGUCGGCAAAAUCAUCUUUCAAGAACUGUGGGUCCUUGGUUGCGCGUGGGAUGAUCCCAUUCCAAGUCCGCAUCAACAAACGUGGAGAAAGUUUCGCGACGAGCUCCCAUAUCUCGAAUCAAUAAAAAUCGAUCGAUGGGUUUACACAUCUUCCAAAUCGGUCAAUUACCAAUUACAUGUAUUUUCGGAUGCGUCGAAGUCAGCGUAUGCGGCUGUGUGCUACAUUCGUGUUGUUAAGCCCGAAGGAAGCAUACACGUAGCAGUUUUGAUGGCUAAAACUAAGGUAGCCCCACUAAAAAAGAUCCCCAUACCACGCCUUGAGUUGAAUGCUACGCUAUUGGCUGCCAAAUUCGCUCUUAAG
Rhagoletis pomonella (apple maggot) is the source of this 1197-nucleotide messenger RNA. RefSeq lists its product as uncharacterized. The annotation marks the transcript as partial. The transcript has a single exon. The record is from RefSeq and is a predicted model, not a curated record. Lineage: Eukaryota; Metazoa; Arthropoda; Insecta; Diptera; Tephritidae.